Messenger RNA from Dermochelys coriacea (leatherback sea turtle), 1847 nucleotides. It is a transcript of the gene SIRAL2, whose product is annotated as family with sequence similarity 118 member A. The record is from RefSeq and is a predicted model, not a curated record. Lineage: Eukaryota; Metazoa; Chordata; Testudines; Dermochelyidae.
GGCAGGCGGGCGGAGGGAAGCAGCCGCCGCGAGGCCCAGGCCCAGGCCCCGCCCCCUCUUGCCGGCGCCCUGAGGGGUGAAGCCGAGAGAGAGGCGCGCUCGGAUAACGGCGCAGGAGCCGGGCAGGGUUCAGAGAUGGACUCGGAAGAAAUGACAACCAACAGAAGUGAACAAAAAUCAAGGAAGAUUUUAAAAAGUCUAAUAAGGAAGCAGCCUUGGGACGUUCUUUUGGUAAUUGGAACCGGAGUGAGUGCUGCUGUAGCACCAGAAAUACCAGCACUGUGCUCAUGGAGGAGCUGUAUUGAAGCUGUCAUUGGAGCAGCUGAACAGCUGGAGGUGCUUCAUCCAGGAGACGUUGCUGAAUUCCGCAAAAAAGUGAUCAAAGACAGAGACUUGCUUGUAGUUGCACAUGAUCUCAUAAGAAAGAUGUCCCCACGCACAGGUGAUUCCAAGCCCAACUUUUUCCAGGAUUGCUUAAUGGAGGUGUUUGAUAACUUGGGACAACACAUUCAGAAUCCUGUUGUUCUACAGUCAAUCCUCAGGCUAAUGGAGAGAGGCACUAUGGUCCUUACAACAAACUAUGACAACUUACUUGAGAUUUUUGGUCAGCAACAGGGAAAACCCAUGGAGUCUUUAGACCUGAAAGAUAAGGAUAAGGUUCUUCAGUGGGCAAGAGGUCAUAUAAAGUAUGGAGUUCUUCAUAUUCAUGGCUUGUAUACAGAUCCCUGUGGAAUGGUGUUGGAUCCUUCAGGAUAUAAAGAUGUUACUCAAGACCCCGAAGUAAUGGAGGUUCUGCAGAACUUGUAUCUGACAAAAUCCUUCUUGUUUGUGGGCUGUGGAGAGACUCUGCGUGAUCAAAUAUUCCAGGCUCUCUUUCUGUAUACUGUAAAGAAUAAAGUAGAUUUAGAACAUUAUAUGUUGGUACUUAAAGAAAAUGAAGACCACUUUUUUAAACUCCAGGCAGAUAUGCUUCUACAUGGAAUAAAAGUAGUAUCCUAUGGUGAUUGCUUUGAAUCUUUCCCGGAGUAUGUCGAAGAGCUAACUGCUCAAAUCUGCAAGCAGAGGAGUCCAGAUGCUGAUCUAGUAGAUAGUACAACACUAUUGGGGACUUCAUGUGUGGACUGUGCAAAGAGAAAGUUAGGAGAAAAUGACAUGGAUCUUUCUAAGAGAGUCAAACAAGCAGCUAAUGCAGUUGAUACCUCUGCUGGUGAUCUGGGCAUUGUAAAGACGUUUGAAACCCAAGUGCAGGGCAACUGUGCAGGACCGCUGGAGGGGGACGCAGAGAACUGGGCUCUUACUACUUCAGAAUUUCAGUGACUUUCUCUACCUGGCAUUGAUUGUAACAGGCCUGCUUCCUGGCAACAACAACAACUUGGAAUGGCAUUAAGAGUUUACCUUCACACACCGUAACAGGCUGCUGCUCUUAGCAGUUUUUUUUCCUCUCCCAAAGUGAACUAUUCUCACUAUCACUAGUCUCAGUCAAGAGCAGGGAGUAAGUGGGGGCAGAACGUGAGCUAAAAGCUGUUAGGUUACAGUCAGAAUGUUGCUUUCUAAGGUUAAAGUAAAAGUUUGAAAAAUAGACAAGGAUUCAUUUCCACACCACCAGAAAAAGGCAAUAUUAAGUAUACCUAACCUAAAAGUUCGAGAAGGGUGAGGUUCAAACACUUGAAAGUUAAACUGGCACAGCCUAUAAAGAGACACUUUAAGUAGAAAGUAAGGUUGAAAUUGAAUUUAUUUUUAAGAACUGCAAACAAGAAUAGCACAUUGUAUGUCUGUCAUUCAGACAACUUGCUUGCAUAUUUUUUCUUCCCCACCCACCCCCUUUUUCCAUCUACUUUCUUAUUCCU